CGCGGACUUCUCAAAACGCACGAAUUUUCGCCGGGAGACUCUACCUAAAACAGGGUAAAAUGGCUGGAAAAGCUGUCAAAUCUAUUUUGGAAUUAGGAGAGUUGUUGAAAUGCGGCGAUAAAGUGGAUGCUGCGUCAAAUAGCCACGUUUGGGGCGCUUUUAAUCGAAUUUUCAAAGUUUCAAUGAAGUCAAGUCAAAUGACGAUUCCAAAAUCGUUCGAGGCGAAACUCACGCGAUGGUUUCAUUUGCCCGGCGAUGUGAACGAAGAAGAGUCUAUAAAGAGAGCAGAAUUUCAAACCAUUGGUUGGUAAUAUUGAGUGUCUAUGGACUUUUUCUCCUAUUAUUUCUCCAUCUAUUGUGCACGCUUUGGGUGCGAAAUGGUUUCCAGCGUUUGGGACGGGGUUGCAAGUAUCUGCCGCUGUGAUUGAAAAAAAGGAAAACCGCAGUACUAUUUACUUUUUUUUACUUUUUAUUUAAUUUUGCAUUUAAAGUUGCAGAGUAGUUUUUUUUGACACCGUACAUUUCAGUUAUACCUGCAGCGCUAUCAUACUGUUUCUCAUGAACACUAGACGUUCGAAGGCCGAUAUACUCUAAAUUCGAGAUUUCCUAUUUUAAGCAAAAAAUUUAAAACAAACCAUAGAAUAAGAUUUUGUUCUCGUAAAUUCAAACUGCCUGUUUAAAUUACAGAAAAAAGAGGUCUUAUCCUAUGAUUAGUUUUAAAUUUUUCGCGUAAAAUAAGAAAACUUCUUCUUAAAUGAAGAGAUUCGGAGCAAUCUCGAAUUUAGAGUGAUUGGCGCUAACCCGGCGUUGAAUUUUAAUGUGGGUUUCUUUUUCUUUUGAUCAAGAGCAUUUCCUCGGAUAGAGUUUUCUAUUCUUUUUAGGGUAUCUAAUCAUCAAAUUGUAGACGAAAAGAAUUAAACUGAAUUUGCUUUGUCAGUUUUUAUAUCUGAAUUCAAAUUUGGCACUAACCCUGGGUUACCUUAAUUAACCCAGCUUUGAACAACACCGCCCUCUGUACAUAGUCUCCCUCGCAUCCAAACACCCUGUACAGGGUAUGCAUAAUAAAAUGUUUGGGUGGAUGGAGAUAUUUUGCAGAAGAAUGAGACAUACAGUGCAAGUCAUGAGGGAUUGUUGGAAGUAUCAUCAGGGUAAGGAACAAAUUACUGGUGGUCAGGAAUGGGGAUUGAAGCUGCAAUAAGUCAAAGAAUUUGGUUCCUGAUGUAGACUACCAUUUGCGAGAUUGGGCCAAAAGUGGCAAUGUGGAAGGGUUUUAUAAAGUCAGGCUGAACACCAAAACUAAAAAACUUAGGCCAAAUUCAUGUUGCACUUCUGCCAUGCUAAACUUAAUUCUUGUCGGCCUUGAGUGAAGUUGGACAAAUGCACGGCAGAACCUCAGCAUCUGAAUCAAGUCUUUAAUUUGGUUUGACAGGCAAUUGAGUUCAACAAGGUUUGCCAUGCUACAUAACUCUGGCAGGGCAGUGAUUCAAACGUUGUACUUAUGCGGUGUCGGGCCUUACAGAGUUUUCCCUCAAGCUGCAAAGAAAAUUAAAAGUAGACAGACUGCAAAUUAUAUUAGUUGCUAAAAAACAUAUAUCUACGUGUCGCAACUGUUCAUCAGUAGGAUGCCUAAAAUGCGUGCAAUUCCACAUUGGUUUCGGCUCCAUUAAAUUCUGCCUAGCCACUGAUUUCUGAUUGACUUUCUUAGUUUAAAUAUUUUGCAUAUUCUAUAUGUAGUGAGAGUAUUUGAUCGCUGGACGUGCAACCAAACUUGUUUUAAUGCUGCCAGAGCCCUUAAACCGCUCAACAAUGGUGAAGCCAAGACUCCUCAUUCUGUUGAAUUUCCACCGGGCACUACAGUACCUGGAUGCGACUUCUGUAGUCCAUUGGACUACACUGCUGCUGGUGAGUUAUUUUCUUGACUGCUUUCACACCUACAAUCAAUUGGGUAUCUUUGGAGAACAAAACACCCCUCCCCUCUUCCUGCCAUUUAAAUUUGGGUGUUGGCAGGGUUGUCAAAAGUAGCUGGCUGCUGGUGAAAAUGGCCACCCACUUGGUUAGUAUCGGCUGGCUACUCUGAUUGGCAUUUCUUUGUGGAUGGUGUUUUUUAAAUAAAAUAUCCCUGGGCUGGCCACAUACUUUGACAACUCAGCCAUUUACUUCAAAACUUUCUGACGACCCUGUGUUGGUAGCCCAAACAACGGUAUAACAUUUAAUGGAGGGGUGGGGAUGGAAAGCUCUGGGGCAGCUAGUGACUUUUUUCUGUAAAAUAACCCUUCGAAGCAGCAAAUAUUGCUUAGAAAUUUCUUGAGCUUGAGAAAAGCUAAAAACUUUAAGAUAACCGUUCCAUUCAUCUAAAAUAUUUGGAGGUUUCCUAAUAGCUUAACUAUGAUUUUCGGAGGUUAUGUUAUUCACAUUUUAAUAGCCAGAUAUUGCGAUUAUUGUUAAAAAAAGUCUGAAUCCUAAAAUUUUUGGUAUAAAGACAAAACGUUUCCUGUAAUUUUCAAAUGAAAGCAAGGCUACUUGUCCUCAAACUUUUGACUGGACCCAUAAGGAUAGCUAACACUUUUGGAUGAGAUGAAAAAGCCACUUAAGACUUUCAUGACAACCAAGGUUCCCCUAAGACAUCCAAACAGAUAAAUAGUUUUUAGGGCAACUCCAAAUUAACCAAACAGGCUUCUAAUCACUGCAAAAGCCAUUUGAGACCCUUCUGGUAUACAGUCAAACCUCCCGUAAGCAACCACCCAAAAUGCAAAGACUGAGUGGUUGCUUACGGGAGGUGGUCAUUUACAAGAAUUGAACCACAGGGGGCCUUCUCCGAGAAGAGUUCCAGGCACAUCUGCUUUAUGGAAGAUAAUUUAUGGCAUGCAAGUCUAAGUUACUACAUAUGUGGUUCCAUGUUGUCACUAAAGUUCUUCGUAUAUUCUAAGUAGCAUAGUGCACACAGUGCACACAGCAAACAUAGAGAUCAGAGAAUGCUUCAAGUGGUCGCCUACAAGAGGUUAAAAAAUGGAAAAUCACUAACCGUCAGGCCCAAAAAGUGGUCGCGGUUGCUUACAGGAGGUGGUCUUUUACGAGAGGUUACCACUGUAAGGCUUUGACUGGGAAAAUUUUAGUGUUUUGGAUUGGCAGUUGUUUAUGGGAGGUGGUCGAUUAUGAGAGGUGGUCACCCCUGAAAGCUUUCUUUUCCCCUUUUUAAGGAGGCAAAACAUCAGAGCGGCUCUUUAGGGCAAAGUGUCUCGACUAAUUUUGUCGCCGGUUGUCUAAAUCAAAAUCUAGGUGCUGUCUGCCCUGUUAGCACACUAACUGAUUUUAACUAACUUUUUAUGUUUUCUUUCUAAACAUAUUUUCCUUACAUUUUAUCUUUCCAGAUCUUUGGGGUCGUUUGGAAAAUGAAAGUGGUUUGACAGCAUCUAAUGUUGCCAAAUAUGACGCCCUACACAGUAUGGUUGUGUUCAAAGAACAUUCUCCAAGUCACUGGAACAAGGUACAACUUGAGUUGACACCAUCUGGGCCUGACAUCGUGUAGCGAAGGCCUCAUUACCAUAUGCCACAUGACGAGAGGCCACCCAAGCAGUCAUGACUCUAUGAAACUUUUGUUUGCAUUUUGAUAUCCCCGAAACAUUUCUAAUGGGUCACGAGGUCAAGUUUUUGCAUUUGUCUUUUUGUUUUGGGGCUUCACACCUUUAAUUUGAAGCAAGGUCCCUGCCAGGUCUUUGAGUUUACCAUAAACUCUCUCUCAUGAGCUGGGUGGGUAAUGAAGGGGUUGAUAUCAGUUGGGACAUAAGUCCUGUUUCACCCCCUUUCAGCAUGUUGAGUCACCAUGGUGAAUUCAGUAAAUUAAAAUCAUGAAUACAAAUAUGUGCCAUUGUAAGGGUUAUGGUUUAAAAUCAUUUGGAGGUGUUAAAAAAUGCUUAGGCCUGGUCCACAGACAAGGCUGGGGUGGGAAGGAGCCACUCACUUUAAGUUAUAUACACUGUAGAGGUAUGUCCAUUGCCACGGAGGAUGGUGUUGUCUCUUUUGGUCUGAAGUUGGGUAUGUUUUAAUUUUCUUUUGAUGAAAUUCAUUUGGCUAUAUAGAUUUGUGAAAAUGUUUUUUCUUUUCAGGGGAAGCUUCAUGAUAUGCUAGACUUGUGUACUGAGUGGUUUGAAAUUACACAUAAGAAUCACCCUCAGGCCAUCUAUCCAAUCUUGAAUUGGAAUUGCCGUGCACGGGCAGGUGCGUCACAACACCAUGGUCAUUCCCACAUGUUACUGGCAGAAAACUUUCACUACGGUCAGUGGGAGCGCCUACAACAAGCUGCCAAGAUGUAUUCUCUAGAAUAUCCUGAAUUUAACUACUUUGAUGACUUAGUGAGUGCCCACAGAAACUUGAGACUAGCAAAAACCUUUGGUGGCGCUUGUGUGUUUACCCAUUUGGCACCAUAUUGUGGUUAUGAAUUCAAGGUUAUCUCUUGGAACUUUGACGAUGAUUUUAAACUAGCAAUCAAUGAGGCAGUUGAAGCUCUUAUUCACAAGUUUGGUUCUGAGUGCUUCAACUUGUGCAUUCACUUUCCUCCCUUUCGCAAUGGACAACUUCGGCAAUGUGCACCGGUGGAGGAAAUCAAAAAUAGCUACCUGGAGACUGGUGAUGUACCCAUGCCAUUUAUGGCUCAUCUGGUUGACCGAGGCGGUGUGAAAAGUUCGUCAUCUGAUGUUUGUGGCAUGAGAAUUUAUGGAAGUGCGAUAGUUAAUGAAGAUCCUUUUUCAAUAGCCCAACAGUUGGGGUGGCUAGUUUGA
Molecule: messenger RNA, 4775 nt
Organism: Porites evermanni
Lineage: Eukaryota; Metazoa; Cnidaria; Anthozoa; Scleractinia; Poritidae
Source: the annotation of a GenBank genome assembly